AUGAAUUUUAAUGAAGCUUUUACUGUAUUUCAAAAUCCUAAUAUAGUGGGACAAGAACAGGAGUAUGCCAACCAGAUGCUCACCAGCAUGAUGGAAGAAUCUCCUAUAAAUUUCAUAGAAAAUAUUUUGAAUUUAAUCAAUGACGAUCAAAUUCAAGAUCGAGUUCGAAUAAACGGCAUAAAAUUUCUUACUGUACCCCUCAAAUCAGGCCAAUCAACAUUUACUUACAAAUCCAAAAUAAAUAUUCCGGAAGAAGUGAUUCAGAACACGAUAAACGCGAUUGGUUCAUUUCUUACAUAUCCCAAAGAGGUCAGCAGCGAAGCCGCCAAAGUAUUUUGCUUUUAUAUCCGAAAUACUUACAAUGAUCAAAUAAUUCUUUCGAGUUUAACGACAUUACUACAAAUAGUCACACCGGAGAAGAAGCCAGAAGAGAACGAACUCAUACUCAACCUGUUUCGGCAGUCAACAAAAGAAAGAUGGCACGGAUUUGACACAUUAGAGCUUAUCGGCACUUUAAUCAAUAUUUUAUCGAUCGAAACUCUUACGAAAGACUCAAUCUCAUCAAUUCUGAGGUCCAUUUGUCAAAUUUACAGGGAACCGUUUUUAAUUGACGAAAAUACAAAUUUAGAUUUUGUUUCAACACUAUUAGACCUUGGCUGGCAUUAUUCCGAAGAUUUUCCCAAAGAAUGUUCCGAUCUUUUAACGAAACUCUCAACAUCUUUUGCAAUUAUUUUGAAUUAUCCUGAAUUUCCAGAAAAUUCAUUCCAAUGUCUCCAGAAGUCUCCCUAUUUCAUCAAACUGUAUAGAGGAAGGUACAUGGAAGAGUAUUUCAAGUUUAUGUAUGAUAAUCAUUUAAAUGAAAUCCUUGGAAUUAUUUUUCAAAUACUUUCGGAAGAAAUAAAUGAAGAAAUAAACGACGAAAACAAUCAUGACAGAUGGGAUGAUCCUAUACAAGUAUGUCGUAAUUUAAUAUAUGAAAUAUAUCAGCAAAGACGUGAAUUACUACAAGAACUGUUUGAACAAUAUGUUUUAGAACAUAUAAAUGAAGAAUCAACAGGAGAAAAAUAUGUUGCAAGUUUAAUUAAUUUUACUUUGUAUACUGAUACUUUUAAUAUGACUGAUAAUGAUUCACAACAAAAGAUUGAUCAAAGUAUUAUCACUUCUCUGUUAUUAAAUGAUCCAAAUCCUUAUAUUCAUAGAGAAGGAUUGAGUUUGAUGCAAAAUAGAAUUGUAAAUAAACAAGUAAAUCUAACAAACGAAGAUUGUCAAUUAUUUUUGGAAGAUUACAUGUCAGAUUUAAAGCCGAUAUCAAAUGGAGGCUGCCAGUGUUUGAAUGCGAUGUGUAUGAAUGGAGAUCCUGAUGUUUCAAAUCAAAUUAUAUGUUUGUUGUUGCAACAAGCACAGAGUUCUACAAAUACUGAUAAAGUACAAAAUAUUUUGUUUGAUGUAGCGAAUUUGGUAACAAAUGUACCUUUGGAAGUUGCGCAAUCAUUCAUUUCUGAUGUAUUAAAUUUAGUUUUGAAUUUGGAAAAUGAUUCUGAAUAUUAUGGUGCUUACGUCAAAAUAUUAUAUAAAUUAAUUAUAAAAUGCGGGCAAACAGUGGAACCAAUUUAUAAUGAACUUGUUCAAUUGAUUGAUGCAUUGUUAAAUAACGAAAGAGAAGAUGAUGCAAUGUAUAUAAUGGCAAGUUUGAUUGAAUCUUUCGGUGAAAAUGUCCCUGAUUUGAUAAAUUUGAGUAUAAAUAAAUGUCUUGAAAGAAUUCCUAAUGCUGAUAACUUCCAGAACCUCAGCGCUAUUUGUACUUUGUUGUAUAAUGUUAUAACAAAUAUUACUGAUGAAAAUAAUCUUAAUAUAAUCAUUGAAUCAGUAAUGAGAUACAUAGAUGAAGAUGUAAAAGGUGACAAUUUGUCACGUUUAUAUUCAUUGAUUUAUUCAAUUGCAAGCAUCAAUGGAGACGUGAUAAAGAAUCACGCGAAUGAGUUAUUCAGACUCAAAACAAAUAAUUACUUUGAUUAUAUAACGAGAAGCAAAAUUGAUGUCGCAAGAUUUGUUAUAAUUAUGUGUCAAUGCGUUGAUAUAAAUAAUAUUCCUUCUUCUUUGCCGCAGUGGUUGAAUAUUGGAAUUGAUGCAUGUAUAAAUAUUGUGAAGUACUCAGGUACAAAUACAUCUGAAGAACAAAAAGUAGAAGCUGUCAAUGGAUUGAUUGAUAUUUAUGAAGCUGCAAAUACAUUCGGAUUGAUGGAAAAUGUCACUACUAUUUUCUUCUAUAUUUACAAGGAUUUCGAGGACAGAGUUCCAGAAGAAAGAAAAGAAAGAUUCCACAUGUUAUGUCCUCCUCCUGAUGAACAGAAAACUCAGGCAUUCGGUCAGUUUAAGGUAUCUAUUCUCCAAUCAUUUGCUCAGAAAUAA
Messenger RNA from Trichomonas vaginalis G3, 2409 nucleotides. RefSeq names its product armadillo (ARM) repeat-containing protein family. Lineage: Eukaryota; Parabasalia; Trichomonadida; Trichomonadidae. Bases 1 to 2409 code for a protein of 802 amino acids. The record is from RefSeq and is a predicted model, not a curated record. The transcript has a single exon.